AUGGCCAACGUCGUAGAUAUCCCUAAGGUGAAAAUCGCAGACGGCGUUUCCAUACCAAUCCUGGGUUUUGGAACCGGUACUGCUUGGUACAAGAAAGGUGAUGAUACCAGUAUAGAUCGCGAGCUUGUCGAGACAAUCAAAACUGCCAUCAAGCUGGGCUACCACCAUUUGGAUACUGCAGAAGCUUACGGCACAGAGACCGAGUUGGGUCUCGCGAUCAAGGAAAGCGGCGUUGCAAGGGAAAAACUCUUUGUGACAACCAAGGUUUCCAAAAGUAUAACCGAUAUCCCUAAUGCCAUUGACAGAAGCUUGAAGAAGCUUCAGCUCAGCUUUGUCGAUCUAUAUUUGAUCCAUUCACCGUUUUUCGCGAAAUCCGACAAGGAUCUCCAAGAAGCGUGGGCUGCCCUAGAGAAGGUGAAAGAAUCUGGAAAAGCAAGGGCAAUUGGAGUGUCAAAUUAUACCCAGCCUCAACUUGAGGCUACGCUGAAGAUAGCCAAGUACCCCCCUGUCAUCAACCAGAUCGAAUUUCACCCAUACCUCCAACAUGGUAACCUCGUGCCAUUUCAGCAAGAGAAAGGAAUAGCGACGGCCAGUUACGGACCUCUCACGCCGGUAUCUCGAGCAAAAGGGGGACCAUUGGAUGGUAUACUGUCAGAACUGGCUGCGAAGUACGGUGUCAGCGAGGGCGAGAUUGCCAUUCGAUGGGCAAUCGACCGAGGUGCCAUCACGAUUACAACCAGUAGCAAGGAAUCUCGACUCAGUGACUACCUCCGUGCACUCACAUUCAAACUGACGCCACAAGAGGUCAACGAGAUUUCCGAGAUAGGCCUUCAGAAGCAUUUCAGGGCCUUCUGGAAUAACAAAUAUGCACCAGAUGAUCGGACGUGA
Rasamsonia emersonii CBS 393.64 is the source of this 888-nucleotide messenger RNA. Its product is annotated as 2,5-didehydrogluconate reductase. The transcript has 3 exons. The record is from RefSeq and is a predicted model, not a curated record. Bases 1 to 888 code for a protein of 295 amino acids. Gene Ontology annotation, molecular function: oxidoreductase activity, acting on NAD(P)H as acceptor. NCBI's taxonomy places the organism in Eukaryota, Fungi, Ascomycota, Eurotiomycetes, Eurotiales, Trichocomaceae.